AUGACAGAACAAAUAGAAAUAAUUCAGGAGAGUGAUGAACAUAUUGUACUGCAGGAAAUUCCCCCUAGAAGUAUGUCUACAGAGUCAAUUAAACAGACAUUUACAUGCCCUCCACAUAAAAAGAAACGUAUAUUUAUAUUGAAAUUACAGAGGAAAAAGCUUUCUAGAACGUUUUUUCAUUUUUUUAUGUGUUGUAUAUCACCAAAUAAAUGUAUUUCAAAGGAAAAUGAAGCAGAAAAUGGAGAAAGUCCAAAGACUGUUACGAUAGAUGUUAAUUUAUUACCAGAAGGGACUGAAAAUGAUUCUUUAAUACAAGAUACACAAAAAGAUAUUCUGCUUGAAGAAGAAAAUAUUGGAAUAUUGCAGAAUUUAAAAGGAAAUCUGAAUGAAGAGACUGACUUUAACACGACAGAAAUAUUUCCUCUCACUGAUCAGGAUCCUAUAUAUAGAGAGAGAAAAGUUGAUAUUUCUUUAAUUUUUUCACAGAUAGAUGGUAUAGAAAAUGGUGAAGCAAUUCAACAUCCAUUAUCUCCAAAUAUUUCAACCGAGAUUGAUUUAUCACUUUCUUUGAUAAAUUCACCGUUAUCCAUGCCUCAUACGGAGAAUCAGCAAUGGCUCUUGAGUCCCAUUCUUGAUGCUGAUAAAGGAAAAAAAUGUCUUGUUUUAGAUUUGGAUGAAACACUUGUCCAUUCUUCGUUUAAGAUUAUUCAUCAGGCAGACUUUAUUAUCCCUAUAAAAAUCGAUUCGAUUUAUCAUAAUGUAUAUGUUAUUAAGCGUCCUGGAGUAGACUGUUUUAUGAAACGAAUGGGAGAACUUUUUGAAAUCGUUGUUUUUACUGCAUCUCUUGCUAAGUAUGCAGAUCCUGUGCUAGAUAUGCUUGAUAUUCAUCAUGUUGUUAAACAUCGUCUUUUUAGAGAAUCUUGUUUCAACCACCAAGGAAAUUAUGUAAAGAAUUUAUCACAACUUGGACGUGAGUUAAAAAAUGUUUUAAUCAUUGACAAUUCCCCAGCAAGCUAUAUAUUUCAUUCAUCGAACGCAAUACCGGUUUCAAGCUGGUUUAAUGAUAUACAUGACACAGAAUUGCUUGAUCUUAUACCUUUUUUAGAGGAUUUAACGACUGUUUCUGAUGUAACUACUGUACUUGAUUUAGCAUUAGCAUAA
Messenger RNA from Pneumocystis jirovecii RU7, 1161 nucleotides. RefSeq lists its product as uncharacterized. The record is from RefSeq and is a predicted model, not a curated record. Gene Ontology annotation, molecular function: phosphoprotein phosphatase activity. Lineage: Eukaryota; Fungi; Ascomycota; Pneumocystomycetes; Pneumocystales; Pneumocystaceae. The transcript is spliced from 6 exons. Bases 1 to 1161 code for a protein of 386 amino acids. Gene Ontology annotation, cellular component: plasma membrane.